This is a messenger RNA of Chrysemys picta bellii (western painted turtle), 3624 nucleotides long. The record is from RefSeq and is a predicted model, not a curated record. Lineage: Eukaryota; Metazoa; Chordata; Testudines; Emydidae.
UGUGUCUCUCUGCGGCAUUUCUCUGGCUGGCUACAGACGGCUCGUCUCUGACUCCCUCCCUCCUCCGUUCCCGCAAGACGGGGAAGGGCCGCCCGCCCCCCAGGUCCGCCCCUCUCCAGUGCUGCUCAAAUGCCGGCCCCGGCAGCGGGGCAGGGCUGGGGCCCCCUCGGCUAGCGGGCAGAGCGCCCGGCUCGCCGCGCAGCUCCCGGGCCAUGGAGCACGUGGGGCCGGGCCAGGAGGGGAACGCCGCGGAGCCCCUGCGCUGAUCAGAGAAAUGGGCCCCGGUCUGCAGUAUCCUCCUUUGGCUGGCAGAUUUGAGGAGGCAAUGGAUGCACAAGUGCCAUUCUUCCCCAGGCCUGUUUCCAAGCCACUCCCCUGUGCUCUGCGGCUUCUUGUGGAGUGAACUGCCUGUGCUGAUUCACACCUGCAGUGGAAAUGUUCCAGCCCCCGGACCUCUGAAUGGGAAGGUUCGUCGAGGCUUGUCCCUCUCCAGGGCAGCGGGGAACCACACCGCCUCCCUUAGUCCCUGCACUGGCCCCUGGGGAAUCAGUCGGGCCGCAGGAGUCCUGGCUCAAGCCGUCCGGCAGGGGCUGAGCAAACAGCAAGUUAUCAGCCACCUUGUCACCUUCCAUAGAGGAUAAGGCCAGCACUUCUAGGGAAAUCCCGGUGUGGGACUGGAAGAAUUGUCCACCAUCCAGAGCCCUUGUUGGAGUCAGGGGCUGAUCUCUGGUAAAUCUGUUACCAUGCCUGCUUUUCUGAACAAGGCUGAUUUGCUGUGGGACUUGAGGCCUGCUUUUCAGAGGUGGUAGCUGCACAACUCCUGUGAGCGGCAUCCCAUUUUGGUGUGCCAUGGGUGCAGCAUGGGAGGGUUCUACCUCUUCGUUUUUUCUAUUCUGACUAAAUCAGUCUAAACACUCAGGGCCAGCUUGUGAACCCCUUCCGCACAAAGCGGUUCCCCGAUGACAACGUCACUCAUGAAAGAAGAAACAACAAAUAUAAAGUCUCCGUGUGCGAAAGAGAACAGUGAUUCACUAAUACUCUGCACCUGAAGUGAAAUACAAACGAUCAACGGUCUCACAGCUGCCAUUGCAAGCAGGUACAAUUCAAUAUGAAUGAGAGAGUGGAUUCCAAUUCUUCACUCAGUUGGCCUCACAUGCAGAGUUUCAAUGGCACAUACAAGUAUCCAUACCCAGACCACAACAUUUCCUAUGUGGACUUCUACCUUCAUCAGCCACUAGUGGCAGCCAUCUUCAUCGUCUCCUACCUCCUCAUCUUCCUCCUGUGUAUGCUUGGCAAUGGAGUGGUUUGCUUCAUUGUUCUGAGGAGCAAGCACAUGCGCACAGUCACAAACCUCUUCAUCUUGAAUCUGGCUGUCAGUGACUUACUGGUGGGGAUAUUCUGCAUGCCCACCACUCUCCUGGAUAACAUCAUAGCAGGAUGGCCCUUUGGGAGCAUGGUCUGCAAAAUGAGUGGGAUGGUCCAGGGAAUCUCCGUCUCAGCCUCCGUUUUCACUUUGGUUGCAAUUGCAGUUGACAGGUUCCGAUGCAUUGUUUACCCAUUUAAGCAGAAGCUCACCAUAUCAACUGCGGUUGUCAUUCUAGCAGUCAUCUGGGUUCUGGCUAUCGCCAUCAUGUGUCCGUCUGCAGUCAUGUUGCAGGUACAAGAGGAAAAGUAUUUCAGGGUGAUCCUUGGCUAUAGCAAUCAAACCAGCCCUAUAUACUGGUGCCGGGAGGACUGGCCCAAUCAGGAAAUGAGAAAGAUCUAUACAACGGUGCUGUUUACCAACAUCUACCUGGCCCCCCUUUCACUCAUCGUCAUUAUGUAUGCUAGGAUAGGGAUCGCGCUCUUCAACAAAGCAGCACCUGUAGGGGGAAAACAGAGCCAGGAGCAGCGCCACUCCGUGUCCAAGAAGAAGCAGAAGGUGAUCAAAAUGCUCAUCAUUGUGGCUUCACUUUUCAUCCUCUCCUGGCUCCCCUUGUGGACUUUGAUGAUGCUCUCAGACUAUGCCAAUCUGACGGCGGUCCAGCUGCAGAUCAUCAACAUUUACAUCUACCCCUUCGCUCACUGGCUGGCCUUUUUCAACAGCAGCAUCAACCCGAUCAUCUAUGGCUUCUUCAACGAGAACUUUCGCCGAGGCUUCCAGGCAGCCUUUAAGCUUCAGCUCUGCUCCGGGGAAAUGAUGCGCAGGGAGUUCUACUCCCAGAGGGGCCAAAGCAAUGCCAUAUUACCGGCAACCACCCACCAGCUGCUGGAGGACCAACCUUCUCAAAAUGCCAAGGAUGAGGAGAAACCAAUUCAGAGAGGGAACUGGAUGAACAACCAGCAGGACUUGAUGAUGGAAGACCUAGAAAAGGCAACCAACAACAACGGAGUAAAAUGAAAUUUGCUAUGAACUGGUUUAUUCCUUGGCAGAGUCUGAUGUGGUGUGAGGUUCACACGAUUUAAGCCCUCGCUGGCAAAAACAAAACAAAACACAUCUUAAGAUGUUACUAUUGUAAAGUAUGUAUAACUUGUAGAAUAGCUGGUUGCUUGGACUAGAUAUGAGGCCUAAUUCUGCCCCCCUUUAUACCAGUGUAAAUCAGGAACAACUCCAUUGAAGUCAGUGGCAUUACACAGACAUAAACAUGGUAUAAGUGAGAGCAGAAUGAAGACCACUGAUUUAAAUGGAGAUGCUCCUGAUUUACAUUUGGUGUACUGGGGAGCAGAAUCAGGCCUGUAUUGGUUUAGUUUUACACUGUUCUCAGAAUAGGUGAAACAGGGUUGCAUAAAGUUUUGUUAGAGAAAUGUUACAGCAUGUAAUGCUAUUGCUAUUAAUCCAUACAACAGUUUUGUCAGAGUAGAAUCUGAAGAGGUUAUUGAUUUAUUUAAUAUCCACUUAGAUGUUGGGGUUUGGCCUGGGUGCGAAUCAUGGAAUGAUUCUGCUGGAACAUUUUCAUUAUUUUUUCAUUAGCCAAUUUUGGACACAAUCAAAAUUUUAUUUUGCAGAUUAGGAUGGUGGUUUAUGAGACUAAUGAAAAAUCCUCCACUUUUAAUUGAACAGUGUCCAUUUUACAAAGUCAGGAUAAUCCAACAAACCCUCAUUUUUACAAGUUAGCUGUUACAUUCACUUCAUUUAUUAAUAGCCCCUCCCAGUAUCACUGUUUUAUAUUUAUUGCUCAAGCAUAAUAGCGGGUUCCUGAAAUCAUUCAUUCUGCUAUGUUACCAUUACCAUUAAUUCAAAUGUUAGAGAUUUGCUUAAUAGACCAGCAUUAAUGUUUUAAUCCUCUGAAUAUAGAAUAUUGUGCCACCCAGCUUCCAGGCAAAUGUAUAAUUUGUAUUCACAGUGCUUCUGGCCUGGAGAUAUUGUAUGCUGACUGGUUUUUUUUAAUAUAUCUGCCUGUUUGAACUGGUGUGAGGUGUGCAGCUUCUAUGGCUUCUUAUUUGUUCCCCUUUCUGGCUGAUUCUUUAGUUAAUUUUGUGAUUGAACUGUCAUUCAGUUUAUCUGUCUCUCAGUUUGAGAAAUAAAAAGGAUUAAGGAUGUGAGAAAUAAAAGAAAAGCUGCUUUUAUGCUGCAGUUUUGGUGGGUUCUCAGAAUCUUGUUCUUAUAUUUUUUCAAAUCUUUGAUAAAGAAAUAUCUUGCCAAAA